Molecule: messenger RNA, 1343 nt
Organism: Penicillium samsonianum
Lineage: Eukaryota; Fungi; Ascomycota; Eurotiomycetes; Eurotiales; Aspergillaceae
Product: succinate--CoA ligase (GDP-forming) subunit alpha
Exons: 7
Coding region: 107-1096 (329 amino acids)
Biological process (GO): tricarboxylic acid cycle
Cellular component (GO): mitochondrion; succinate-CoA ligase complex (ADP-forming)
Molecular function (GO): succinate-CoA ligase (ADP-forming) activity; succinate-CoA ligase (GDP-forming) activity
Source: RefSeq, a predicted model, not a curated record
CUCCCGGGUGCGUAUCCCGAACACCUGCCCUUUAUCCCGUCCUUUUAUUUCUUCCACCUCACUUCAUAUCCCUCAACUCUCCCCUCAUACAUACAAUCUUGCAGCAAUGCAGGCCUUCCGCCGUAACACCCUCUCGGCCCUUCGCAAUGUCGGCGCCACCCAGCGUCGGACUCAGGCCACCUCUGCCUACAGCGAGACCUUGAACAACCUCAAGAUCAACAAGGACACCCGCGUUCUCUUCCAGGGUUUCACUGGAAAGCAGGGAACCUUCCACGCUGAGCAGGCCAUCGCCUACGGCACAAAUGUCGUCGGUGGUACCAACCCCAAGAAGGCCGGCAGCAUGCACCUCGACCGUCCCGUUUUCGCCAACGUUAGCGAUGCCGUGAAGGAGACCGGUGCCACAGCUUCCGCCAUCUUCGUUCCUCCCUCUCUUGCCGCUGCCGGUAUUGAGGAGGCCAUCGCCGCUGAGAUGGGCCUCGUUGUCUGCAUUACCGAGGGUAUCCCUCAGCACGACAUGGUCCGCAUCACCGACAUUCUUAAGACCCAGAACAAGACCCGCCUGAUCGGUCCUAACUGCCCCGGUAUCAUCGCUCCCGGUCAAUGCAAGAUCGGUAUCAUGCCCGGCUUCAUCCACAAGCGCGGCCGUGUCGGCAUUGUCUCUCGUUCCGGUACCCUGACCUACGAGGCCGUCAACCAGACCACCCUCGCUGGUCUUGGUCAGUCUCUCGUCGUCGGUAUCGGCGGUGACCCCUUCUCCGGCACCAACUUCAUUGACUGCCUCAAGGUCUUCCUCGAGGACCCCGAGACCGACGGUAUCAUCAUGAUCGGUGAGAUUGGUGGUUCCGCCGAGGAGGAUGCUGCCGAGUUCUUCAAGGCCAACAACAUCCACAACAAGCCCGCCGUCUCCUUCAUCGCCGGUAUCUCCGCUCCCCCCGGCCGCCGCAUGGGUCACGCCGGUGCCAUCGUCAGCGGUGGUAAGGGUGGUGCCGAUUCCAAGAUCGCCGCUCUCACCGAUGCUGGUGUCAUCGUCGAGCGCAGCCCUGCUUCCCUCGGCAAGACUCUUCUUGCUGAGUUCGUCAAGCGCGACCUUGUUUAAAAUUGUCGCCCCUUUUGAUGCAUCGCGUGUCUUGUUGUCCUGGUUUUGAAGACGGGGAUCUAAGGUAUAUGUGCCAUUUUAUACUAUGGGGUUUUAUGGGCUGUUCCUUUUCGGCUGCUCCUGUAUUCUUUUUCUCCUUUGUGUUAGAGAUCCUUGAAGUAAUCAUGCUCGUGUAAUUAUUACUGUGUGCUGCUUGUGCAGAGUGGAUGGUUGAAAUAUGUAAAUAUAUGGAAACCAUUCUUUUAAA